Messenger RNA from Lolium rigidum, 2716 nucleotides. RefSeq names its product protein FAR1-RELATED SEQUENCE 5-like. Bases 213 to 2396 code for a protein of 727 amino acids. Gene Ontology annotation, molecular function: zinc ion binding. NCBI's taxonomy places the organism in Eukaryota, Viridiplantae, Streptophyta, Magnoliopsida, Poales, Poaceae. Gene Ontology annotation, biological process: regulation of DNA-templated transcription. The transcript has 2 exons. The record is from RefSeq and is a predicted model, not a curated record.
GCGGCGCCUCUCCUGCUCCUCCACCUCAACGGCGGCAGCACUCGUCGACUCCCCGCAUCCAAACCUAGCCUCCUCCUCACAUCCUGUGCGCUAGCAGCCGUACGGGUUAAAGAUCCAACUCCCCACCCCUCCUCUCCUCAUGGAAAUUUGGAUCUAGACCCUCCUCUCUUCUUCUUCUUCUCCCCCGCGGCACGGUCCAGCGGCGGAUAUUCAUGAUGGAUGGAUAUUUAAUCCUUGACACUGAUCAGGAACAAUCAGUAAAUGAUGCAUGGAGUGCAGAAGUACUACUGUCAGACGAAUUGGGGAUGCCCACAAACUCAGCGGACCUUUCACAGCAGCUUGCUGAAGAACAAAACCAUUUACAUGAUAUUCUGGGAAUCAAUGAAAUGCCAAUCAAUGACGCAGGCGAUGGAAGUGAUUCAGACAGCAGCUCAGGGAGUGAGACAGAUAAAGAACCAGGAAAAUACUUCUAUCCUGGUUCUAAGGAAUUGGUUGACCCAAGACCACCACAAGUUGGAAUGAGAUUCCCAAUCCUUGAAGAUGCAAACAGAUACUAUAGUGCACAUGCUCUCCUGACUGGUUUUGUGGCAAUCAGGGGACCAAAUUUCAUGAGAAAGAAGUUUCACCUAGAAUGCAACAGGAGCCGCAAAUUAGCCCCAUCUCAGGACCUCAAGAGGAAGCGGGAAAUAUAUUCUGUAAAUAAGACACCGUGUGAGGCAAAGGCAGUGGUGAAGCCUGUUAAGGGGCAAUGGGAGUUCACUGCAAUUCAGAGUGAGCACAACCAUCCGUUAUGUCCAAGCCCGUCGGCCACAAGAUUCUUCUUGAGCUGUGAACACAUGUCAACUGAAGAAAUGUCGUUUUUAAGAGCUAUGCAACAAAGUAGCAUACAUCCCAAGAAAGCUGUGAAGAUUUUUAAGAGAAUGAGGGGCACUUUGGGGAACUUACCAUUCAAGAAAAAAGAUGUGAAUACCUCAGAGGGUGCAGAUCAACAAAAGAGACCAAACUCAGAUGUUGAAGCAGCAGUGAAGCACUUGAAGGAAUUGGAGCGGAAAAACCCAUGUAUUUCCUUCACCAUGCAAACAGAUGAAGAUAAAAUAGUUACAAGUCUUCUCUGGACUGAUGUGAGGUCGAGGAUAGAUUAUGAGAUCUUUGGAGAUGUCUUAUCGUUUGAUACUACCUAUAGCACAAAUAGGCACAAUAUGCCUUUCGUUCCUAUUAUUGGAAUGAAUGAGCAUGGGAGAACUCUUGUUUUUGGAUGUGCCUUGUUACAAGAUCAGACAGUUGAAACCUUCAAAUGGAUGUUCCAAACAUUCUUGCAUGUAAUGGGAGGGAAAAUGCCAAGAGCAAUCAUGACAGAGCAGGAUGAAGCUAUAACAAAAGCAAUUGCAGAUGUCAUGCCACAAGUAAGCCACAGGUUUUGUAAGUUGAGUGUAAUGAGGAAAGCACGGGAAAGUCUAGGAGCCUUUAUAGCAGCAGGAGGCAACAUAAAUACAGAGUUGCAUAGCUUGGUUAACAACUCUCUGACAGAAACAGAAUUUGAGGAAGGAUGGGGUGCGCUCAUUGAGAGAUACGGUGCAAGUGGAAACGAGCACCUACAACUCGUGUGGGAAACGAGAAAAAAGUGGGUUCCUGUUUAUUUCAAAGCAGAUUUCUAUCCAUUUAUUGAAACAGCUAGACGAGGUGAGGGGACAAACUCACUAUUCAAGGACUAUGUGCUUCCGAAGGACAGAAUAGAGAAAUUUCUCGAAAAAUAUGAAGACAUACAAGAGACUACAAUAAAAACGGAUGAUGAAGAUAGACUGCAAUCCAGAACUGAACCUUCAUGUUUCUCAAUGCAGCCAAUUGAAAAGCAUGCAGCAGGUAUUUACACAAGGCAAAUAUUUCUGAAAGUACAGAGAGAGCUACUCCAUUCUACAGCAUUCAACGUGCAGGAGAUUCAAACGGGGGCAGUGUACAGACUGGACAAGGUAUUCAACUACGAGAACCCAGAGUUUGAUAGAAAUUCCUUCGAGGUGUUAGUUGAACCUGGCACCAACGCAAUGAAAUGUGAAUGCGGAAAGUUUACUAGGGAUGGUAUACCGUGCUGCCACAUAUUCAGAGUCUUCACACAGUUUGGGGUCAAUGAAAUACCAGAGCAAUACAUAGUGCCCAGGUGGACUGGCAAAUUUAGAGAAGAGCAGAUGAAACAGUCCAAGGAGAAGUGCUUGGACAGCCAUGGCGUAGGCAAAUCAGAAAAUACGAUGAGGUACGCAAUGUUACUGAGUAAGGUGGCUGACAUUGGCACAGAAAUAUGUGGCGAUGGCUCCAAGUGCAAUAAAUUCAGGCUGGAAUUUGAUAAAAUUCGAGGAAAAUUGCCAACAGCGACAGGAGUAACUCGUGGAAAUAAUGGCAGUUAGGCAGUACUCGUGCACACAGGCUCUGGGAACAUGCACUUAGCAGCUGCAGCAACAGCCAGGCAGCGGCGCGCCUGUGUGGUGGCCAUCCAGUGCAUCAACAAGAGUCGGUUGUCAAGUGUUGACGGACAUCAGGAACCACGACGAAUCCUUAGGGCCUUGGAGUUAGGAUUUAGGAGAGUCAGUUAAAUUAUUGUCAUUGCGCAUGUCCAGGAGACUCAUGCAAAAUAGUUAGGGUUCAGGAGAUCUAGGUUGUCAGCGCAUGGUCUGUUCAGGAAAAUGCUGACAUGAGUAUAUUUAUUUUAAUUACAGUUUUAAUGUUU